AUGCUUGACUUACACUUUUUUUAUCCGGAAAAUUUCUUAUUUCUCAGUGAAGCGAAAAUGAAAACUUUUUUGAAUUUGUCAAGUUUGUAAAAAGCUCAUUUCUAUAUACAUAGGUGAAUGAAUCAAAUUGACGACAACGAAACGAACAAAAAUAAAACAAUAAUAACAACGAAAAUUGAAUCAAAAAGAAAAUAAAAAAAACAUUACAACGAAACGAACAAGAAAUAAUAAUUUAGUAAAUAUCCAGAAUCCAAACUCGAACAACAGCAACAAAAAGAAGCUUCAUUCGAAAAUGUUCAUCUGUAUCAAAUUGAUUGUUGUUUUAUACAAUUUCAUUUUCUGGCUGACCGGUGUGUUCAUUCUUAGUCUUUUUGCCUAUCUAUACUGGGAUUCACAGAAUUAUCUUGAUAUUCAAGAAAUCAGCACACAUUAUGUUACACCAUUCAUUGCUUUACUUAUCCUAGGAGCUUUGAUGACUAUCAUUGGUUUCCUUGGCUGUUGUGGAGCUAUACGUGAAUCCAAAUGUCUUUUGCUUAUGUAUAUUUCGAUCUGUUUAAUAUUAUGUGUAUUAAGCGGUGCAUUUCUAUUUUGGACCAUUCGUAAUGGAGAAAAGGUUCGCGAAAGAAUUCGUUUGGAUACAACCAAAUUGAUUAAACGAAAUUAUGGAACCGGAAAUACUAAUGCUACCGAAAUGCUAGUCGAUCGUAUACAACGAUAUUUCUCUUGUUGUGGAAUAAUGGGACCUGAAGAUUGGAUCACAUCCAAUUAUAAUAAUCAAACAAAUGAAGAAAAUUCCAAUUUGAUGAAUAAUUUACCAUUUCCAAUGGGACCAGAUCAACGAAUUUAUCGUAUACCUAGAUCCUGUUGUCAGGAUUAUGAGGAAUCAUGUCCAAUACGUUUGGAGAAUAUUCGUGGACGUGAUAUACAAAAUCUCAAGGAUAUACGCGGUCUAAAUAAUGAUGGAUGUAUGAGUAAAUUUGAAGAAUUUAUCAGACAAAAACAAUUAUUCAUUAUAUUGGCUGGAACAAUUUUGGUCGGUGUUCAAGUACUUGCAUUGAUAUUCUCAUUCUGUCUAUUCUGUGUCAUAUCUCGGCAAGAUGACAAAUGAGCUUUCAUCAUAAUCAAAUUAAUGAAACUCAUGACAACAACAACAACAACAAAAAUUUCAGUUACCAAAAAAAAAAAAAAAAAAUCAAAACCACUUUUGUGGUUGCAAACGCCCCAAAAAAAACGAAAUGAAAUUCUCAUCCUGUAAAUAAUGCAAAAUCAUUUUAUAUUUAUUCAUGAAUAUUUCGAAACCAAAAUAUCAAAACCAAAAAAAAAAAAAAAAAAACGCACGAAUACCUAUGACAAACUUCACUAUAUUCACACCAUUUGAUUUGAUCAUCAACCAUCAUACCAUAACAAAUAUCGAUCUAUUCAUUUUUGUUUUUCCUUGUAUAAUAAAUUCAUCGAUUCAUGUCAUUCGA
Messenger RNA from Dermatophagoides farinae (American house dust mite), 1469 nucleotides. The record is from RefSeq and is a predicted model, not a curated record. NCBI's taxonomy places the organism in Eukaryota, Metazoa, Arthropoda, Arachnida, Sarcoptiformes, Pyroglyphidae.